Molecule: messenger RNA, 2453 nt
Organism: Tripterygium wilfordii
Lineage: Eukaryota; Viridiplantae; Streptophyta; Magnoliopsida; Celastrales; Celastraceae
Product: actin-interacting protein 1-2-like
Exons: 6
Coding region: 38-1867 (609 amino acids)
Biological process (GO): positive regulation of actin filament depolymerization; actin filament depolymerization
Cellular component (GO): cortical actin cytoskeleton
Molecular function (GO): actin filament binding
Source: RefSeq, a predicted model, not a curated record
CUUCCUUUCUUCAUUUCCAGCUCAAGAAAACCAGAAAAUGCCGGAACUCGCAGAGGCCUACGCCUGCGUACCGUCCACGGAACGUGGUAGAGGGAUCUUGAUCUCCGGGAGUCCCAAAUCCAACACCAUACUAUACACAAACAAUCGCUCCGUAAUCCUCCUCAAUCUCGACAACCCGCUCGACGUCACCGUCUACGGCGAGCACGCUUAUCCCGCUACUGUAGCGAGAUUCUCCCCCAAUGGAGAAUGGAUCGCCUCAGCUGAUGUCUCCGGGGCCGUCAGGAUCUGGGGGUCCUACAAUGAUCAUGUAUUGAAGAAGGAAUUCAGGGUCCUCUCUGGCCGGAUCGACGAUCUUCAGUGGUCUCCCGAUGGAAUGAGGAUCGUCGCUUCUGGAGAAGGGAAGGGCAAAUCCUUCGUUCGCGCUUUCAUGUGGGACUCGGGCACUAAUGUUGGAGAGUUUGAUGGCCAUUCUAGACGAGUGUUGAGUUGUGCAUUCAAGCCAACAAGGCCUUUUCGCAUAGUGACAUGUGGAGAGGAUUUUUUGGUGAACUUUUACGAAGGACCUCCCUUUAAAUUCAAGCUGUCUCUCAGGGAUCAUUCAAAUUUUGUCAAUUGUGUAAGGUUUUCUCCAGAUGGCACUAAAUUCAUUAGUGUAAGCUCCGAUAAGAAGGGCUUAGUAUAUGAUGGAAAGAGUGGAGAGAAGAUUGGAGAGCUCUCUUCUGAAGAUGCUCACAAAGGCAGCAUUUACGCUGUUAGCUGGAGUGGUGACAGCAAGCAGGUGCUCACUGUCUCUGCUGACAAGACAGCAAAAGUGUGGGAGAUUUCAGGUGAUGGUAAUGGUACAGUGAAGAAAACUCUGAGUUGUCCUGGCUCAGGUGGAGUAGAUGACAUGCUAGUUGGUUGCCUUUGGCAUAACGAUCAUAUAGUGACUGUUUCUCUUGGUGGAACAAUUAGCAUAUUCUCAGUAACUGAUCUUGAUAAAACUCCGUUGCAAAUUUCUGGGCACAUGAAAAAUGUUACUUCCUUAGUUGUGCUGAAAAAUGACCCAAAAACGAUACUUUCCAGCAGCUAUGAUGGCUUAAUAAUUAAAUGGAUCCAGGGCAUAGGAUAUAGUGGUAAAGUACAGAGGAAAGAAACUUCUCAAAUUAAAUGCUUUGCUGCUGUUGAAGAAGAGAUUGUUACAUCUGGAUUUGACAAUAAGAUAUGGAGAGUUCCGUUACAUGGAACUGAAUGUCAAGGUGCAGAUUCCAUUGACGUUGGUAGUCAGCCAAAGGACUUAAGCCUUGCCCUUCUCUCUCCUGAACUUGCUUUGGUCACAACUGAUUCGGGAGUUACUUUGCUCCAUGGUAAUAAAGUAAUAUCAAGUACAGAUCUUGGUUUUACUGCGACAGCGUGUGCAAUCGCACCUGAUGGAAAUGAAGCCAUCAUAGGUGGGCAGGAUGGUAAAAUACACAUUUAUAGUAUUACAGGUGACACACUUACGGAAGACGCGGUGCUUGAGAAACAUCGGGGUGCCGUCUCUGUCAUACGCUAUUCUCCAGAUGUUUCAAUGUUUGCAUCUGGUGAUACUAAUCGAGAAGCUGUCGUAUGGGAUCGUGUCUCAAAGGAGGUGAAGCUUAAAAACAUGUUGUACCACACUGCCCGCAUAAACUGCCUCGCAUGGUCUCCUGAUAGCACCAUGGUUUCUACUGGAUCACUUGACACCUGUGUAAUCAUAUAUGAAAUCGACAAACCAGCGUCUAGCCGGAUGACAAUAAAGGGUGCUCACUUGGGUGGGGUUUAUGGAUUAGCAUUCACGGAUAACAACAGCGUGGUUAGCUCAGGCGAGGAUGCUUGUGUUCGUGUUUGGAGGGUAAACGCACAGUGACAUGAAUGAUUGGGGCAAACAGAUCAAUAUACAAAGUUUGGUGAAUGUUCUGGAGCUUUUCUUGGAUUUGAUAAUUGAUUGUUGUGAAUUUGGCUUGCGUUGGAUGGGAGAUACACAAGUUGGCUGGUAUUUUGAUCAUUGAUUAUCUGGUCAUCUGUUAAAGUCAAAUGAGCAUUUUGUUUAAGAACUGUAAUUUAUCUAUGUUUUUGCAGUUCGGAAUUGGUUUUUCUUCCUGCUCAUGAUGAGAGUAGGUCAUUUUGUAGCGUGAACUUCAUUACACACGACAGUUUAUCGGUCUUGUGGAACUCUCAUCUUUUCUUUUAUUGUCGCAUAAUGUUUCAGUACUUGGCAGAGCUUGGACGACAGAAGUCGCUGCACGGUAUAUUUCGAAAAGAAAUUAAUCUGAUCACAGUGCUAGAAGAGAUUGAAUCUCCACCAAGGCCUUUUGCUUUAUGGUUUUUUUGGGAGAGUUUUCCUGUGAGCUUAUUUUUUUGUAAUUUGUAUUUUGCUCUUGUUUGUUAUGUAUCCAGUUUUGUUGUUUUCUUUGUGAACGUUGCUUCUGGUUAAUGCUGCUUUUUUUGGUCGA